Messenger RNA from Tarenaya hassleriana, 1316 nucleotides. RefSeq lists its product as uncharacterized. The record is from RefSeq and is a predicted model, not a curated record. NCBI's taxonomy places the organism in Eukaryota, Viridiplantae, Streptophyta, Magnoliopsida, Brassicales, Cleomaceae. Bases 163 to 1119 code for a protein of 318 amino acids. The transcript has a single exon.
CAAUUUUCCUGCGCUUUCUUUGCAUCCAAACAAAGACCGCAAAGUUUUCAGCUUUAUUGCAUUUCGGGGCUGACCCUUGUCGGCAAAUUCAAUUUCCCGAUCGAAUCGAGAGAGCCCAGAGGGAGAUUUAGCAGAAAAGAAAAAAAGUCCUAUUUGGCCGCCAUGGAUGUCGAGCCAGAGGAGCUCCAGUUCCUGACGAUUCCUCAGGUGCUCGUGGAAUCGAUCUCGAUCACGAAACGAUCGCCCAAAACUUUCUAUUUCAUAACCCUAACCCUAAUUUUCCCUCUCUCCUUCGCCAUCCUAGCUCACUCGCUGUUCACCCACCCGAUCAUCGUGAAGCUCGACUCGGUCGACUCGUCUCGGGCCCGGCACGACUGGACCAUCCUCUUGGUCAUCGAGUUCUGUUACCUAAUCUUCCUCUUCGUCUUCUCUCUCCUCUCUACCGCCGCCGUCGUUUUCACCGUUGCUUCGCUCUACACGGCCAAGCCCGUCUCCUUCUCCUCCACCAUCUCCGCCAUUCCCAGAGUCUUCAAGCGUCUCUUCAUCACCUUCCUAUGGAUUGCUCUCCUGAUGUUCGCUUACAACGCUCUGCUCGUCCUCUUCCUCGUCAUUCUCCUCGUCGCCGUUGAUAUGGGCAAGGCGGGUUUGGCUGUUUUCGCUGGUUUGGUGAUUUCCGUGCUCUAUUUCGGCGUUCAUGUCUAUAUCACUGCUCUAUGGCAUCUGGGUAGCGUUGUAUCCGUUCUCGAGCCGAUUUACGGCUAUGCCGCCAUGAAAAAGGGUUACGAGCUUCUGAAGGGAAGAACCCAGAUGGGGAUGAUUCUUGUGUUCGUGUAUCUAGCGCUCUGCGCAUUGACCGGAGGCUUUUUCGGAUCUGUCGUGGUUUACGGAGGUGAAAAGCAUGGAGCUUGGACAAGGAUUCUGGUCGGUGGUUUACUGGUCGGUGUUCUUGUGAUGGUGAAUCUUGUCGGAUUGCUGGUUCAGAGUGUGUUCUACUACGUCUGCAAGAGUUACCACCAUGAAUCGAUCGACAAAACGGCUCUGAACGAUCACCUCGGAGGAUAUCUGGGAGAGUACGUGCCUCUCAAGAGCACCAUUCAGAUGGAGAACUUGAAUGCUUGAUGUGAAUUCUGGUGUACUGCAUUCCAAAUCUCUUUCUUAUAUCAUUGAUGGAUAAGAAAUGUGUUGAAGCAAAUCUGUGGAUGAAUAUGGAGUUUGUAUAUUGAUUGAUGGAAUGUAUAUCGAACAAGAAGCAUUAUUGUUUUGAGUUCUUGCCAUUGAAGUGUAGCAGGGAAUACAGAACAGAGUCUGUCUAUGAA